AUGGCCGAGGAGCUCCUGGACCAGGUUCGCGAUGUUGCCGAGGGGCAGAUUGACUUUGAGGGACAGAAGCUGGUGGAGACUCUGUCUACCGUUCUUCUCAGUGUUAUUGGUGUAAGUCGGGAGAGCAAACCUCGUGGUUCUGGCUCAUCACCUCCUCUCCCACAGGCUAUCUCCUUCCUCGUCGGCUACUUUCUGCAAGAUAUCAAACUCGCCGUCUUUAUCGCCCUCGGAGGCACCGGCCUCACAUUCCUCGUCGUCGUCCCGCCCUGGCCCUUCUACAAGAAGCAUCCCGUCAAAUGGCUUCCGGUCAGCGGUGGGACUGCCUUCUCUGUGCCGCAGAAUCUGGUUAUAGACGAGAAAGUGACAAUACAAUGA
Cryphonectria parasitica EP155 is the source of this 375-nucleotide messenger RNA. Its product is annotated as SPC12-domain-containing protein. NCBI's taxonomy places the organism in Eukaryota, Fungi, Ascomycota, Sordariomycetes, Diaporthales, Cryphonectriaceae. The transcript has 3 exons. The record is from RefSeq and is a predicted model, not a curated record. Gene Ontology annotation, biological process: protein targeting to ER. Gene Ontology annotation, cellular component: signal peptidase complex; endoplasmic reticulum membrane. The coding region runs from base 1 to 375 and encodes 124 amino acids.